Meloidogyne enterolobii is the source of this 724-nucleotide messenger RNA. NCBI's taxonomy places the organism in Eukaryota, Metazoa, Nematoda, Chromadorea, Rhabditida, Meloidogynidae. The record is from the annotation of a GenBank genome assembly.
CGAUCCAGGAAACCGAAAAAUUUUUUGGAAACAACCAAAAGGUAAAUUUAAUUGUGUUGUCAGUUAGUGAGUGAGAGAAUCUUGAAGGAAAUGAGACUAUUAUUAAGAGAUGAAUAAGAAAGUCAACUUAACCAAAGAUUUCGAAAUUUUUCACCUGAUUAGCUCUUCCGUAACGUUUCCUGGUUUGGAGGAGGUAUUUUUUAUUUUUAACUGCAAAAUUAAAGAAAAAAUAUCGGGGCGCAUUCUUUUAAGGAAUUUUGUUAGGAAUUUUCAAAAAAAAUAUGUAGGAUUUUUUUGGUUGAUCCAGAAUUUUAGUCAACAUAGUCAUUGUUAGGUGAAAAGAAGGGAAAGGGGAGAGACAGACUUGUUACUCUUUUAUUGAUUCUUUUCUCUCUCUCCAUACAACUACGUCUCUCUCUCUUUAUAAUCCAUACACAUUCCACUUUUUUAUUCACUGACACAGACUUUCUCUCUCUUCUCUAACAAGCACACCACAGCACUAAAAUUCUUUUGAAAUGCGGAGUGGGAAGAACAACACUACACAAAAUAAUAAAAAAAGCUCCGCCCCACAAAGCCCUAUAUAAACGAAGCGAUGGAGGCCCCAACUUUCAGACUUGCUUUCUUUCAUUUGGAAAAGAGAGCGCUUUGGCGACUGUGAAAGGCGCACAGCAAGCCUUACCAAACAGUCGUCUAAGUGCUUCACCAACCACACAUUUUUUUUCAG